AUGUUGAAUAAAUAUAACGAAUUACUUUCAGAUCUCAAUCGAUCACUAGAAAGUGAACCAGAUAAUGCAUUUGCAUUGAUAAAUCGUGGAGUAACCUACAGAGUGUUGAAUAAGUACAAUGAAUCACUUUCGGAUCUCAGUAGAUCACUAGAAAUAGAACCAGAUAAUGCAUUUACAUUGAUAAAUCGUGGAAUAACCUACAGAAUGUUGAAUAAGUAUAAUGAAUCACUUUCGGAUCUCACUAGAUCACUAGAAAUAGAACCAGAUAUUGCAUUUGUAUUGAGAAAUCGUGGAGUAACAUAUAUACUGCUAAAUAAAUACAACGAAUCACUUUUUGAUCUCAAUAGAUCACUAGAAAUAGAACCAGAUGAUGCUGAAGCAUUAAGAGGUCGUGGAGUAACGUACAGAAUGUUGAAUAAAUAUAACGAAGCACUUAUAGAUCUCAAUAGAUCAUUAAUAAUAGAACCAGAUAAUGCAGUCGCACUGACAAAUCGUGGAGUAACAUACAGAAUGUUAAAUAAAUACAAUGAAUCACUUUCAGAUUUCAAUCGGUCACUAGAAAUAGAACCGGAUAAUGCUUUUGCAUUGGCGAGUCGUGGAGUAACAUACAGAAUGUUAAAUAAAUACAAUGAAUCAUUUUCGGAUCUCAACAUGUCAUUGAAAAUAAAACCAGAUAAUGCAUUUGCAUUGAGAAAUCGUGGAGUAACCUACAAAAUGUUGAAUAAAUCUAAUAAAUCACUUUCAGAUAUCAAUAUAUCUCAAGAACUAGAACAAGAUAAUGAGGCUGCGUUGAGGAUUCGUGGAGAAACCUACAGACUGUUGAAUAAAUGUAGAGAAUUACUUUCAGAUCUCAAUAGAUCAUUAGAAAUAGAACCGGAUAACGCUUUUGUAUUAAGAAAUCGUGGAGUAACCUACAUAAUGCUGAAUAAAUAUAACGAAGCACUUUCAGAUCUCAAUAAAUCAUUAGAAAUAGAACCAGAUAAUGCUUUUGCAUUAAGGAGUCGUGGAAUGACAUACAGAAUGUUAAAUAAAUACAACGAAUCACUUUUUGAUCUCAAUCGGUCACUAGAAAUAGAACCAGAAAAUGCCUUUGCAUUGAGGAGUCGUGGAAUAACCUACAGAAUGUUGAAUAAUUACAACAAAUCUCUUUUGGAUUUCAAUCGAUCACUAGAAAUAGAACCAAAUAAUGCUUCUGCAUUGAUAAAUCGUGGAGAAACAUACAUAAUGUUAAAUAAAUACAACGAAUCACUUUCAGAUCUCAAUCAAUUACUAGAAAUAGAACCAAAUAAUGCCGACGCAUUAAGAAAUCGUGGAGAUGCCUAUAGAAUCUUAAAUAAGUACAACGAAUCACUUUCAGAUCUUAACCGAUCACUAGAAAUAGAACCAGAUAAUGCGAGUGCAUUAAGGAGUCGUGGAGCAACAUACAGAUCAUUGAAUAAUUAUAAUGAAUCACUUUCAGAUCUCAAUAAAUCAUUAGAGAUAGAACCAGAUAAUGCUUUUACAUUGAGGAGUCGUGGAAUGACAUACAGAUCGUUAAAUGAAUAUUACAAAUCACUUUUUGAUCUCAAUCGGUCACUAGAAAUAGAACCAGAUAAUGCCCUUGCAUUGAAGAGUCGAGGAGAAACCUGUAGAUUGUUGAAUAAAUACAACAAAUCUCUUUCAGAUCUCAAUCGAUCACUAGAAAUAGAUCCAAAUAAUGCCUUUGCAUUGAUAAACCGUGGAGAAACCUAUAGAAUGUUAAAUAAAUAUAACGAAUCACUUUCGGAUUUCAAUAGAUCACUAGAAAUGGAACCAGAUAAUGCCGAUGCAUUAAGAAAUCGUGGAGAAGCUUACAGGAUGUUAAAUAAAUACAACGAAUCACUUAUAGAUCUCAAUCGAUCACUAGAAAUAGAACCAAAUAAUGCGGAUGCAUUAAGGAGUCGUGGAGCAACAUACAGAUUGUUGAAUAAAUAUAAUGAAGCACUUUCGGAUCUCAAUAGAUCACUAGAAAUACAACAAAAUAAUGCUUUCGCAUUGAUAAAUCGUGGAGUAACCUAUAGGUUGAUGAAUAAAUAUGACGAAUCACUUUCAGAUCUCAAUAGAUCAUUAGAAAUAGAACCAGAUAAUGCGGAUGCAUUGAGAAAUCGUGGAGUAACCUACAAAAUGUUAAAUAAAUAUAACGAAGCACUUUCAGAUUUCAACAGAUCACUAGAAAUAGAACCAAAUAAUGCUUUUGCGUUGAGAAGCCGUGGCGAAACCUACAGAUUGAUAAAUGAUUAUAAUAAAUCACUUUCAGAUCUCAAUAGAUCACUAGAAAUAGAACCAGGUAAUGCCAACGCAUUGAGAAAUCGUGGAGAGACCUACAUAUCGUUGAAAAAAUAUAACGAAUCACUUUUAGAUCUAAAUAUAUCACUAGAAAUAGAACCAGAUAAUGCGAUCGCAUUGAGAAAUCGUGGGAUAGCAUACAGAUUGUCGAAUAAAUAUUACGAAGCACUUUUGGAUCUCAAUAAAUCAUUAGAAAUAGAACCAGAUAAUGCGGAUGCAUUGAGAAAUUGUGGUGCAACCUUCAGAAUAAUAAAAGAAUAUAAUGAAUCACUUUCAGAUCUCAAUAGAUCGUUAAGAAUAGAACCAAACAAUGCUUUUGCAUUGACAAAUCGUGGAAUAACCUAUAGAAUGUUGAAUGAAUACAACAAAUCACUUUCAGAUCUCAAUAGAUCACUAGAAAUAAAACAAGAUAAUGUUGAUGCAUUGAUUAAUCGUGGGGUAACCUACAGAAUGUUGAAAGAAUAUAACAAAUCACUUUCGGAUCUCAAUAGAUCAUUAAAAAUAGAAUCGGAUAAUUUUGAUGCAUUGAUUAAUCGUGGAGUAACCUACAGAAUGUUGAAAGAAUACAACGAGUCACUUUCAGAUCUCAAUAGAUCGCUAGAAAUAGAACCAAACAAUACUUUUGCAUUAACAAAUCGUGGAAUAACCUAUAGAAUGUUGAAUGAAUACAACAAAUCACUUUCAGAUUUCAAUAGAUCACUAGAAAUAGAACCAGAUAGUGUUGAUGCAUUGAUUAAUCGUGGGGUAACCUACAGAAUGUUGAAAGAAUACAACAAAUCACUUUCGGAUCUCAAUAGGUCAUUAGAAAUAGAAUCGGAUAAUGCUGACGCAUUGAGAAAUCGUGGAGUAACCUACAGAAUGUUAAAUAAAUAUAACGAAUCACUCUCGGAUCUUAAUAGAUCGCUAGAAAUGGAAUCAAAUAAUGCUUUAGCAUUGAGGAAUCGUGGGGAAAUCUACAGAAUGUUGAAUAGAUACAGCGAAUCUCUUUUGGAUCUCAAUAAAUCGCUAGAAAUAGAACCAAAUAAUGCUUUUGCAUUGAUGAGUCGUGGAAUAACCUACAGAAUGUUAAAUAAAUAUAACGAAUCACUUUCAGAUAUCAAUAUAUUACUAGAAAUAGAACCAGAUAAUGCUUUUGCAUUGAGAAAUCGUGGAGAAACCUACAGAAUGUUGAAAAAAUACAACAAAUCAGUUUCGGAUCUCAAUAGAUCACUAGAAAUAGAACCAGAUAAUGCUAACACAUUGAAGAUUCGUGGAGCAACAUACAGAUUGUUGAAUAAAUAUAACGAAUCACUCUCAGACCUUAAUAGAUCACUAAAAAUAGAACCAAAUAAUGCGGACACAUUUCGGAGUCGUGGAGAAAUCUACAGAUUGUUAAAUAAGUACAACGAAUCACUCUCAGAUAUUAAUAGAUCACUAGAAAUAGAACCAAAUAAUGCUGACGCAUAUAUAAACCGUGGGGUAACCUAUAGAAUGUUGAAUAAAUAUAAUGAAUCUCUUUCAGAUCUCAAUAGAUCACUGGAAAUAGAACCAGAUAAUGCUUUUGCAUUGAUAAAUCGUGGAACAACUUACAGAAUGUUAAAUAAAUAUAACGAAUCACUUUCAGAUUUCAAUAGAUCACUAGAAAUAGAACCAGAUAAUGCUUUAGCAUUGAGGAAUCGUGGAGAAAUCUACAGAAUGUUAAAUAGAUGCAGCGAAUCUCUGUUGGAUCUUAAUAAAUCGCUAGAAAUAGAACCAAAUAAUGCUUUUGCAUUGAUGAGUCGUGGGGUAACCUACAGAAUGUUGAAAGAAUACAACAAAUCACUUUCGGAUCUCAAUAGAUCAUUAGAAAUAAAAUCGGAUAAUGCUGACGCAUUGAGAAAUCGUGGAGAAACCUACAGAAUGUUGAAAAAAUAUAACGAAGCGCUUUCGGAUCUCAGUAUAUCACUAGAAAUAGAACCAAAUAAUGCUUUUGCACUGAGCAGUCGUGGAGCAACUUACAGAAUGUUGAAUAAAUAUUACGAAUCACUCUCAGAUCUCCAUAGAUUACUAAAAAUAGAACCAGAUAAUGUUAAUGCAUUGAUUAAUCGUGGGGUAACCUACAGAAUGUUGAAAGAAUACAACAAAUCACUUUCGGACCUCAAUAGAUCAUUAGAAAUAAGAUCGGAUAAUGCUGACGCAUUGAGAAAUCGUGGAGUAACCUACAGAUUGUUAAAUAAAUACAACGAAUCACUUUUGGAUCUCACUAAAUCAUUGGAAAUAGAAACAAAUAAUGCUGAGACAUUGAGGUAUCGUGGAGAAACCUACAGGUUAUUGAAUAAAUAUGACGAAUCACUUAUUGAUCUCAAUCAAUCACUAGGAAUAGAACCAGAUAAUGUGGAUGCAUUAAGGAGUCGUGGA
Acaulospora morrowiae is the source of this 4680-nucleotide messenger RNA. The record is from the annotation of a GenBank genome assembly. NCBI's taxonomy places the organism in Eukaryota, Fungi, Glomeromycota, Glomeromycetes, Diversisporales, Acaulosporaceae.